Molecule: messenger RNA, 2213 nt
Organism: Linepithema humile (Argentine ant)
Lineage: Eukaryota; Metazoa; Arthropoda; Insecta; Hymenoptera; Formicidae
Product: kelch-like protein 29
Molecular function (GO): protein binding
Source: RefSeq, a predicted model, not a curated record
AUAAUUCAGCGCUCUUUAAUUAUUUUAAUGUCACACUUUACCACAAGAGAAAAAAACAUUUAGACGCGAUAGAGCGUCCAUGGCUAUUGACAAUAAGUACUUAGACGCCGUGAUAAUUGUAAACAGAUCUAUUGGUGGCGAGCCGGUUAUUGCAAAGCAUAUAAAUGAUUAUAUUGAUAAUACGUGAUAAACAAUUUUAUUAUUAGCAUGGAAAAUCAAAACGAUAAAAGUAUGGAACGUCGCGAAAUUGUGAAAUUAGUUCUCAAAACAAAAUUUUUUGAGGUUGACAAGCAAAAAUUGAUCAAUAACAGUCGUUAUUUUGCUGCGCUUCUUUCAGCAAAUUACAUGGAGUUUCAUCAAUCAGAACAUAUUAUUAAUUAUGAAAUUCCUGUUCUUUCGUUCGAGGAUUUUAUUAAUUGGAUCCAUGAGAAAUCGCUGAUGUCUACUAUCAAUGCUGAAAACUCGUUCGAAGUUGAACGUUUUCUAAUCUUGUUGGAAUUAGGUGUUCUAUUUGCAGUUGAUGAUUUAAUAGAGAAUGUAACAAACAGGCUUGAAACACACUACUUAUUGCCAAGGCAUGCAAUAGAUAUUUGGUUGUUAGCACAAGAUUUGAGCCUUAAUCUAUUGCGAGAUGUAUCUUUAUCCGUUUGUUUAGAUUGUUUUACAGAAUUACCAUACAAUUCACUCUAUAAGCUGUCCAAGCAAAAUUUUUUAAAAUUAGUUGGAAACAUUAAUGUAAGAUCUACAGAGCCUUAUUUGGUUCAUGUUAUACAUGAGUGGAUGAAGCUUCAUCAAGAUAUAAUUCCAUUGGAUAUUUUGAAGAAUAAACAACCAAAAAUUUUACACAGUAUUAUAUCCUGUGAAAGUAUAGAUGUUAUUAAUAAUAAACUUUAUCUUCACUGUUGGGAUGGUAAACAUUUUUUUGAACUUACUACAUUUGAGCAUCCCGAAGAACUUUUGGAUUUUACCAAUGACAGUGGAAAUAGUAAUACAUUGUCAGGCAUGCAGAUCAUUGCUAGAGGAUUUAAUUUAUAUCUUAGUGGCGGAGAGUUUGGUAUUGGUUCAGGAAAGUUUAACACAAAAGUAUGGCGUUACUCUUUGUUAUCUAAAAAAUGGUUUGUUCAGACAGUUAUGCCUUGUUCAAGAAGGCAUAUGGUCGCUGCAUUUUUGAAAAAUAAAUUGAUGCUUGUGGGUGGUGUAGGACAAUAUCGAAAAAAACUGGACAGCGUUGACAUCUAUAAUGUACAUACAGGCAAGUGGAGUACAGGUGCAAAAAUACCUACGGUCUUCAAUAGUGCCCUACAGCAUCUUAUUUUUAAUGGAAAACUAAUCAUAUAUGAUAUUUCAACUUUUCUUUGUGUAUAUUGUCCUAAUCAAGAUACGUGGACAUAUAUAGAAACGAUACAUGAUUCGACAAUAAGAUUACGAUUGAAUAUGAUACUUUCUGAACCUUUCGAAUUUAUACCACUGUUAGUGCUUAAGAUUGCUCCAUGUUAUAUUGAUGCCACCAAGGAAGACGAAUUAUUUUUAAGAAGUAUUACAGAGGUAUGCGAUACAGCAUGCUGUCACAAGAUAUGCAAUAAAAGCAAGAGAGUUGCAUUCGCCGAUUUUCCAUGGGAACCUACACGUUUCAAAAAAAUUAUUUCGGAUUUGUUCUAUGUAGGAUUAGCACAUCAGAUAUGCGAAAGACAGGAAAAAAGUAUAAUAAUAGGUUGGGAUGAGAAUGACAAAUCUGAUAAGUUUUACUUGCAGACCGUGCCCAUACGAAAUCAAUAUAAGUUCACUUCCUUUCGAUUUUCCCACUCAUACAAAAGUUUUUUUAAGAUAAUGGAUCCAGCAGAGUUGCAUACUCAAUCAAUGAACUUAGAUUUAAUGUAAUUUAAUUCUAAACGCAUUCAGUACAAACGUCCAUGUAACGAACAUAAAAGUGAGUGUAAAAAAUUUGCAUAAAAGUUCAGAGAAAUGUAAACAUUGUAGAGAUACUACAGAGAAAAGUAAUUGUAUCUAUACAUCUUUCAAAAAAGAUAACAAAUUAGCUUUAUUUAUAUUCAAAAAGAUUUUCGUUGUUGUUUUCACCGAUUAUUACAUUCAAAUCGUUACAAAUAUUACAAAAUAUGUACAACUUUAUGAUAGCAUAAGUUUUGUAGAAACACAUGUUAUCUAAUGUAUAUAAAUUUUUUAUAAAAUAUUUUUUGUUUUACUUCUAGUUUUUA